AUGUCUUGCGUCGCUUUCCAUUUGCUCCUGCCCCAUGUGAGGUCUCUGUACCAUGGCUGCGAUAUCAUUAGUAGGCGUCCAUUCGGUACUGCGCACAUGGUCGCCUCGACCUUCCUUUGCGCCCUUCCAUGCGAGACUCUGGUGAUUGUUCUUACCGUCAAACACGCCCUCAAAUGCCGGCAGAUGCUCGUUUCGGAGGGCAAUAGCGCCGCGCUGCCGGUCCUUGACCGAUUAUACCGUGAUGGUGUAGCAUACUUUGUUAUUGCAUUUUUACUCCGCCUAUGGGGUUGCCUAGUGUGGUUUGUCUGCCCUUGGAGUCUUAAAUUCUUUUCGGACUCUUGUAAUAUGGCGCUGAGGAGCACCGUAUCCAGUCGGUUCUUCCUCUCUCUCCGCAAGUCGAUCGUGGCGUCGAGUCGGAUCGCCCAGCACACAACCAUUGCCAUUGACGGGCUCGGCGGGACUAUACAGCUCCCACCACAGCGUUCUAUGAACGGUGACUCGAUACGGCUGUCUACAAUCUAUCGCAAGCAGACCGAGGUGGAUAGCCCUGUCGGAGACAAUCCGAGUGGCCUAGAGCUCUGCCGUACACACUCUGACCCAGACUAG
This is a messenger RNA of Serendipita indica DSM 11827, 606 nucleotides long. The record is from the annotation of a GenBank genome assembly. NCBI's taxonomy places the organism in Eukaryota, Fungi, Basidiomycota, Agaricomycetes, Sebacinales, Serendipitaceae.